This is a messenger RNA of Linum trigynum, 468 nucleotides long. Lineage: Eukaryota; Viridiplantae; Streptophyta; Magnoliopsida; Malpighiales; Linaceae. The record is from the annotation of a GenBank genome assembly.
GCUAGGCAAAAAUUAGAAUGGAGGCCAGUUGGAAAAAGGGGUCUCUGCUUCUAUUCUUCACCGCCGUUUUGCUCUGCAUCGUCUUCCUCUGCUCCCCACCGGCACCGUCGUCAGUGGCUCCAACCAUCACUGCUUCACUCCCCAAAGGGAAUGGGAGGAAGAUGUUGAUGAGGGGAAUCGGUAGGGAGAUGAAAAUGGGCGUAGGGGGAAGUAGUUCAGGUCACGGCGGUCACGGCCACCACCCACACAACAAGCGCAACUUUUGAGAUCCAUUUUUGGACUUCUUUCAUUUGUAACAAGAAGGGGGAAUUGUGGGCGACAAAUGGCUGGUAUAUACUCGUAUUGGGAUUUCCUUUAAUUCUCGUUCGUCCUUACGCGCGGCUGUCAGUGCACUCAAUUUCUAUUUCCAUUUUGUCUUCGUCGAAAAAAAAAUGUUCAUCUUUAUUGAAAUAAGAGCUAAUACCGGUA